AUGGCCUUCAGGGGGCCUGAACCCUGGGUCCCCGCAUCCCUGCAGAGCCAGAGGCUGAAGGCAGAGGAGAAGAUACUGGAUCUAGAAUUUGAAGUCUUAAGUGUGGGAUUUAACGAGGAGGGCAGAUACGCCCUGCGGCUGACAGCUGAGAACCCCCUGCAGGCUGGAUCUGGGGCUGGGGUACUGUUGCAGGUAAAUAAUGGGGACCCCCUCCCUACCUGCUCUGCUGUCACCGAUGUCAUUGAGCAGCAGGAUCCUGGCCAGAGCCUCGCCCUCACCAGGAACAAGUUUGUCUUUAUUUUGCCCAAAGGCUUCUGCAAGAACGACGGGCAGCACGACGCGCAGCUGCGGGUGGAGGCGCUGCGGCUGGGCGGGGCCUCAGGACGCCCCGCCCAGCGGGUGGGCGAGGCCAUCUUCCCGGUCUUCCCGCGCCCGGACCAACCCCGCAUGAACCUGUGGGCGCGGGAGCACGAGGACCUGUACUGCUACUGCGGCAGCCUGGCCCUGCUGCGUGCCAGCGCCGACCCCACGGCCCGCCACUGCGGGGGCCUGGCCUACAGCGUAGCCUUCCGGGAGCACCGGGGCCCUCAGCCUCCAGCCCCCAACUGCUCCCCGGGGGCCGGCCCCCCAGGACCCGUGUCACCAGAGGAGCCCCUGAACACCUUCAGGAGUAUGGAAUCUGUCACAAGCCACCUGUCCCCCUCUAAUAAGGAGACCAUCAUGGUCACUCUCCACGGGGCCAUCAACCUACCCACCUGCAAGGAUGACUCUGAGCCGUGGCCCUAUGUGGUAGUGAAAACCACAUCUGAGGACACGAAGAACCAGAAUGCUAAGGCAGUCACAUUUGUGACCUCAGAGCCCACCAAAGCCCCUAUCUGGGGGGACACGGUCAAAGUGGAGCUCCAAGCUGAGGAUGUGGAACGAGAAGAUGUGGUCCUCAAGGUGAUGGACAAUAAAAAGAAAGAGGAACUGUUGUCCUACCAAAUCCCUAUCAAGUACCUGCGUGUCUUCCACCCCUACCACUUUGAGCUAGUGAAGCCCGCCCAGUCUGGAAAAGCUGAAGAAGCCACUGCCAAGACCCAACUGUACGCGACCAUCGUUCGGAAGGGCAGCUUCUUCCCCCGCUAUGUCGGCAGCAACCACACAGCUCUGGAGGUCUUUCUCCGGGGAGUCAAUGAGCCCCUGGUCAACAACCCAGACCCCAUGGUGGUCAUUGCCAGGGUGGUUCCCAACUACAAUGAUUUUAAGGUCAAUCAGGUAAAGCAGGACCCGGCGUUCACGGGGCUGCCCAUCACCCGACUCUCCUUCCCUAUCUCAUCUGUGAUGCACUUCGACGUUCCUCGGGUCAGCCAGAAUGGGUGCCCUCAGCUGUCCAAGCCUGGGGGCCCCCCGGAGCUGCCCUUAUGGAACCAAUCCUUCCUCUUCCAAGGCCGAGACGGAGCCACCAACUUCUCGGAAGACACAGCCCUGGUGCUGGAGUACUACUCCUCGGCUUCCAUGAAAGGCAGUGAGCCAUGGACCCUCAGCAAGCCUCUGGGCGUCUCCGUGUUGCCGCUAAAGAGCCGUUUGUACCGCAAGAUGCUGGCAGGGAAGGGUCUGAAUGGGCUGCGUGUGGAGAGGCUCCCCAUCACCGACACCAAGCUGAAAACCAUAAAUGGUGAGGCCCCCACAGUGGAUAUCUCCUUCCAGCUGCUUUCCUCUGAGAAGCCGGAAAACUUCUUGACACCAAACAACAGCCAGGUUCUGCCCAUCCUGGACCCCAAGAUCUUAGAUGAGAAACUGGGUACCAUCCGUGAGUCCUGGUCCAAGGCCACGGUGAGCUCUACAAUGGAUUCCAGCACAUCUACCUCUCAGGAAACAGAGAUAGAGCCUCAGGCACCCAAGAUGUCCCAUGAAAUGGAGAUGAACAACUACCGGCGGGCCAUGCAGAAGAUGGCAGAGGACAUCCUGUCGCUGCGGAAACACACCAGUAUGCUGGAGGCCGAGAACCGCAUGCUGAGGAGCCAGCUGACCCAGGAGGAGGCGGAAGAGGAGCAGGACAACGCCAACAAAGCCCAGAACUCCCCCACCCCACCAGUGUCCAUGAAGCAGAAACUGCUGCUGAGUGAGCUGGAUCUGAAGAAACUGAGGGACAAAGUGCAGCAUUUGCAGAAUGAGCUGAUUCGAAAGAAUGAUCGAGAGAAGGAGCUGCUCCUCCUGCACCAGGCUCAGCAGCCACAGGCGGCGCUGCUGAAGCGGUACCAGGACAAGCUACAGAAGAUGAAGGCGCUGGAGGAGACCGUGCGGCACCAGGAGAAGGUGAUCGAGAAGAUGGAGCGGGUGCUGGAGGACAAGCUGCGGGACAGGAAGGAGCCCCUGCUCAACAGGCUACAGGGAAAGCCCACCAUGGCCUUCCCCAUGCUCUCCGCCUCUGGUCUUCCCCCGGGGCCGACAGGAGAGAACCUGCCUAUGGACCUGUACUCAGUCCUGCUGGCGGAAAACUCCAGGCUGCGGGCAGAGCUGGAGAAGAACCGCCACCAGUCGGCGCCCAUCAUCCUGCAGCAGCAGGCGCUGCCGGAUCUCCUUGCCAGUACCUCAGACAAGUUCAACCUUCUGGCCAAGCUAGAACGAGCUCAGAGCCGAAUCCUAUCCCUGGAAAGCCAGUUAGAGGACUCGGCCCGACGCUGGGGACGUGAGAGGCAGGACUUGGCCACACGGCUGCAGGAGCAAGAAUAUGGCUUGGGCCGCCCCUCAAACUCCGUCGUCACUGACCUGCCUGACUCCUUGGCCCACGCCAAGGACCACAGGCGACCCUCGAAGCUGGACCCUCUGAUGCCCAGCUCGGAGACUAAGCUCAACAAGCCCUCAAACUCGGAAAAGACCUGAGUCUUAGCAGACCUGAGUAGCUGGAGCAGGCCUCCCUCUCUGUGUGCUGGGGAGUCUCAUUCCACCCCCCAGAUGACUGUAUUAAAUGCCAUAGGUCAGUGA
Molecule: messenger RNA, 2967 nt
Organism: Callorhinus ursinus (northern fur seal)
Lineage: Eukaryota; Metazoa; Chordata; Mammalia; Carnivora; Otariidae
Source: RefSeq, a predicted model, not a curated record